AUGGCUCAAGUCCUGGUUGUCUACCCUUCUGGUCCUUCGUUUGACAUGGACUACUACCUGAAGACACACAUGCCUCUUGUCGCAUCCAAGUGGGGUCCUUUGGGCCUCAAGAACUACAAGAUCCUGAACUUCGUGGAGGGUGCUCCUUACCAAGUUCAAGCUACACUUGAAUGGGAGAGUGUCGAGGUCUUUGACAAGGCUGCUGCGAACGAGGUUGCCAAGGAGAUCUUUGGGGACAUCAAGAACUUUUACCAGGGAGAGCCAUUGCUUCUCAAGGGUCCUGUUGUUGCUCAUGAAAGCGUUUCGUCUUCGUAA
Molecule: messenger RNA, 315 nt
Organism: Fusarium venenatum
Lineage: Eukaryota; Fungi; Ascomycota; Sordariomycetes; Hypocreales; Nectriaceae
Molecular function (GO): oxidoreductase activity
Source: RefSeq, a predicted model, not a curated record